GCGGCUGUGGUCUGUCCUUUCUGUUUCCCCGCUGCUUUAUGUCGUCUUUCCACCAGCUCAUCGAAAGGCUACCUCGUUUGCGUUGACUCUAAAUGAGAAGCCUUUCCACCCAAGUCAUCUUAACGAUCUGAAACGCAGCAAACACACACACCGCCAGAGACGCAUGAGAGAGACUAAGAUCAUGGUUCAGCUGUCACCAUCUCGGACUAUAGAGACAUUAACUCCGUCAGAGCUGACCGUGGAGAAGGAAGAUGACCAGGGCAGCCCUAAAUCCGAGUCCCCUCGAGUGCUUACAGCCCUCCAGCUCACCUUUAACCCCACCACCACGACCACCUAUUACGGUUAUGACCAAUACAUUGAGGACAGCCUCAUCUGCCUCAAGCACAAGAUCCGCAACAUUGAGAAAAAGAAGCUGAAACUGGAGAGCUACAGUGAGAGGAUGAAGAAGGGGGACAAACUAAAUCCAGACCAACUGGAAGCUGUGGGGAAGUAUGAUGAGGUGAUCCACAAUCUUACAUUUGCCAAAGAGCUCCAGAAGACCAUUGGUGCCCUCACACAAGAUUUAUUAAAGGCUCAGCGAAAAGCUGCUCGACAAGAGAAGUUGAUGAGGAUUGAAGAAGAGCGGAAACGUCUGAGCUUGAUACUCCAGGUGCAGUACGUCCUCCACAGUCUGCAGAGAGAGGACGUCCGGAGGAACUUCUGCAACGCAAGACAACAUUCCUGUUACCUGUCCACACAGGACAUUGAGAGCUUGCUGGAUCUGGCCUCAUUAUUGGGAUGCAAAAGAAACCAUAGGAUGAGUUUAGAGGAUCAGAUGGAACAGGCUGCUAUUGUUUACGGGGAGCUUCUGGAAGGGAACGAAAGCCCAGUUGCUGGCUCAACAUAUAAGCACAUGAAGGAAAAGCUACUUCGGCUAGUGGACUGUGGCUUUUUUGAUCACAUACCACUUCCUAAAGUUGACUGUCAAGAGAAGACUGAGACCGUAAAGGCGGACCCUCAAUCUAGGCCUUGUGGCCUGUCCACACUGGUGAAGCUGAGCUCAAAAGAAGUGCCUUCCAAAGAGUUUCUUAACAGACGAUACCUGCCUGAAACAGAUGUCACUGAGUGCAGACAGGAUGAGAACGCCUCGCCCCGUACUUGGAAGGAGGAGUUUUUAGCCAUGAAGGAAAGGGAGCCACCAGACUCAUGGGAAAUGGAGUUUUCUGAUCCUCCUGCAUCCUCUCAGUCCCCCAUACAGAAGCCAUGGAAAGGAGCGGCAGGAUUGAUUCCGAAGACUGCGGACAUUGCGAAGAGACCUACGGUUGACCCAAAAGAGAAAUGUCAAAGAAAGAGCAAGGGGGAGCAGGACUCUAAACCGACGCCUGUCGCAGUGGAAGUCUUUAGCUCUCCGUCUCCAUUACCUAAAGACCCUGUUCAGCGCAAACAGCAGUUGGAGUCUCUGAUGGACCAGAUCUCAGGAUCCUUCAGCUUCAUGCAGGAGUCUCUUCUGGAUGGAGCAACAUCACCCGUAAACGUUCAAACAAAGAGAUGCCGUCCAUCUCCAGGCUCGUCUACUCCUCUUGCACAGAGGAACUUAACAAAAAGCCCAUCAGAUAUUCUGCCUCCAUCCCAGCAGAGCACUCCAUUACGGAUUCUGCUGUCUGGAGAGGCUAAAGGCAGUCUGUCGAAUGGAGAUCGCUCUAUAAACUCCUCGGAUGAAGAGAAGCCACAUAAACAAGGUGAGGGCUUCACCUCUCCUCCACUGUACCGCAGGGGAUCUUCCAUCUCAGUCCCAUUAGAAAACCAGAGCACUGUACAGGCAGGAAAGCAAAUCUUAUGCAAUGGAGUAUCAACCACUGUGUCUGCACAGACGUUUUCCACCCCACCUAGUCAUAGAUCCAUCAGCGCAGAAAACGCCUUCCACAACAUUCACUCUGUGUUUAAUAUGGCAUCUUUGCCCAUCGGUGAAAGCUCAGCCAUGAAGUCAGAUGAAAGCGGUUUCUCUGAGUCCAUGCAUCAGAGUUACACAUCAGCCAAAACUCUGAAUUGCUCCAGCACCCAGACGCCUCCUGAGCUCAACCUACCCGAAGAUGACCAACAGAUUGAAGGCCAGUACCAGCUGGAGUGUCCGGUCAGUGCAGGUGGACACGCGUUUUCAGGCACUCAGCCACAGUCUCGUCUGGGUCAGUCGUGCUUCCCCCGCGGUACAGCGAGAGGUGGUUAUGAGGCAUACAGAGUGAAUAUGCGUUCCCCAGGAGGAGGCUUCAUAUCCCAGACCCACACACCACACAGAGACCCUGGAUCUGCCCUCUAUGUGUCCAGAGAAAACGGGUAUCACCAGAACUUCAAACGAGGUGGAGGCACAGCAACUCAAAGGAGCAAUGCGGGUUGGAGUGACUCCUCUCAGGUGAGCAGCCCGGACCGGGAGGGUGCGUAUCCCCUCGACUCAGGAAUCAGUGACACACACUCCAUCCAGUCAAUGGAAGUGCCCAUCACGCCCCAGGGCCAGCACACUCUGAUGCCCGUACACUUGUACCCGGUCACCCAACUCCGCGUGGCCUUCUCUGCAGCCCGCACGGCGAACUUCGCCCCCGGCACUCUGGAUCAGCCGAUCUCCUUUGACCUGCUGCACACCAACCUUGGGGAAAUGUUUGACACGACCACCGGGCGCUUCACCUGUCCUGCUGCUGGUGCUUACGUCUUCAUCUUCCACAUCCUGAAGCUAGCCAUCAGCGUACCCUUGUACAUCAACCUCAUGCGCAACGAAGAGGUGAUGGUGUCUGCUUAUGCCAACGAUGGUGCUCCUGACCAUGAGACCGGCAGCAAUCACGCUAUCCUCCAGCUGUUCCAGGGCGACCAAGUGUGGCUGCGACUGCACCGUGGCGCCAUCUAUGGCAGUAGCUGGAAGUACAGCACCUUUUCUGGUUUCCUGUUGUACCAGGACUGAACAUCUAUUUCUAAAUGGGCACAAAAUGGGAGAAUGGGGCAUUUUGGAUGGUUUUUUGAAAGUUACUCUGCACUUUAUUCCGCUUUCGGUUAAGCAUGGUGCAAUUGCAUGUUGGAAAGAUCAUGUUCAAUAGUAUAGUCCGUGUUAAAGCUAAUGUUAGAUGUUUGCUGGUGAAAGUUUACGAAGUUUUUUUUUUUUUUUUACUUAAAAUUAUUUCCUUUUUCAGUUUUGAGAGUAUUUACUGUGUACUUGGAUACUCCUAACCCAAAGUAGCUGCAUUUAGUUUGCACUAAAUUGAAAUCCCAACAUCCAGAAGCAUCUUCUGGUGUUUGGUUAAUGGCCCUGUUGCUCAUCUGCUAAUUUUAGAUGAGAGGGAGAGAGGUUUUCCAGCCAUAUGGGAGUUUGCAAAAUGGUGCCUUUUUUUUUUGUGGGGUUGCUGAACACAUGCAUCGCUUGGCAAGAAUGGAAGAUUUAUUUUCUGGUAAUACUUGACAUGUUAAGCACUUUAAAAAAAGGGACUCAGUGGCCUUCUUGGGGUUUUGGGGUGUAUGAGUGUUAAUCUGUGUGUUUGUCUGUGAAAUAUACUGUGAGUGGUGAUCUCUUGAAGAGAAGGCGUUUAGGCCUAAAUUGCUCUCUCUCUCUUGUGCCUGAAAUAAAAAAUGUGCAGUUAACGUC
Carassius gibelio (silver crucian carp) is the source of this 3601-nucleotide messenger RNA. RefSeq names its product caprin-2. The coding region runs from base 164 to 2926 and encodes 920 amino acids. The transcript is spliced from 21 exons. Gene Ontology annotation, cellular component: cytoplasm. Gene Ontology annotation, biological process: positive regulation of canonical Wnt signaling pathway. The record is from RefSeq and is a predicted model, not a curated record. NCBI's taxonomy places the organism in Eukaryota, Metazoa, Chordata, Actinopteri, Cypriniformes, Cyprinidae. Gene Ontology annotation, molecular function: signaling receptor binding.